GAUGGAGUGGAAGACAGCCCACCCCGACGCAAACAAUCCGGUCGGUCAUGAUAGGACGGAACUCUUUGGUCACGGGAGGCCCUCGGCCAGUCAGUGCAUCCGAUUUAGUCGCAUUGUCAAGGUCUCACCGUUCGGAGACCUCGUGCUGGUCCGUGCGUGCAUAUUGGCGUCGUAGUGCGGAUUGUUCCGAAAGCGAAGGGCUGAUUCAAUUACGGUAAUCGGUUCCAGGCGAGCCCUCGUGAAGAUUAGGGUUGAUGACGACAUGUGAGGGAGCAGUGUUGGUUCGACUUCAUCAUUACAGCAGGCGUGGAAAAGUGUGAUCGUGUUUUCGUCGCCUACUUAGGCAUGGUAUACUACAUUGGUUAGGGCGAUUGGAAGGUGAUUUCGUUCGAUUUGCAAACCACCGAAUCGAAUAGCGGCGGCAGCUCUGGAAGUGUGACGGAACACCGUGGUCGCAGAGACAGAGACGUUGAUUGUGAAAAUUCGAUUUUUUUGUACUUGUCAAUUUACAUAAUAUUUAGGUGGGUGCGCGCGCAACUCCGCGUGGAUUGCGAUAACAAUGGCGGGUGGGAAAUAAGUGAAAUUUCACCCUUUGGUCGCGAGUCAAGUGAAGCGUGAAGAAACAGCCGAUCUCAAUGAACCGCCAAGUGACGGUAGAGGUGCUAACAAACGGUGUGGCUGAGGAAAUUUUUGCGAAACAAAUUUGGUGUUGGUGCAAAAUGCAGUGACAUUUGGAGAUCGCGGUGAGAUUCAUCCAAAGCUUAUCGGGAUAACAUUUUAGCUCAACGAACAAGACGACCCUGGAUUAAGUGCUCCGUCUGCGUCUCCGACCCAUAGAUCGCUCACCGAAGAUAACUGAAAGUGAAAGAGUUCCGAACAAGCCACCGCCGCAGCCGCGGAAAAAAACCUUCACUAUAAGUUCAGGAUCGGCUCGGGGGCAAAAACAUGAGGUAGUAGUAGCUGCCAUACCUAACCGUUAAGUAAUGUUCCAGGGGAGGCUUCAUCACAGAAGACCACAAAACCACGCGCCGCCGGUGGUGCCGUCAAUGUGCUCGGAACAGAAGAAGAAAGUGAAAUGAAGAGAUUAUGAGAGUACGAACACGAUUAAAACAUCUGGUUGGAUUCCUGCAUAGUUGAAGCGAUUAACUGCAUCUGGGGCCCCCCAUUUGGUAGUGUGUGAUCAAGCGACGAGCACAGCUGCAGUCGUCGGCGUCGUCUAAUCCGAAAGGAAGUUCAACAUUCGUGUGCGCGCGCGUGCCGGCGCUAAGUGUGUGAAGAAGCAAAACGAACGAAAUUGCAGCAAAACAAGUGGAAUAAUUGAAACAAACAAAUAAAUAGCGCGCGCGAAUAAGAUAAGAGCAACAAACAAAGCAACAACAAAAAAUGAAGUUCAAUCCGACGGCUGUGAUAGUGACCGUUGUUGGUGUUCUGCUGGCGGUGGCGGUGCGAAGAUGUCGAGCAGCGACGGCCUGGUACAACAAUCAGACCGAAGUGGACGACUACCGGGGCGGUCGGUUUUUGUUCGAUGCACUCUUCGGGCUUGAUACGGCUGGCUUUUCGCUCGGUGACGACGAUGGACCGGAGGCGACCAACCAGGUCAGAGGCUGCGAUUGCGAGUGCGGCACUGCCAAUCAAGAGACUCGCAUCGUGGGAGGACGGCCAACCGGCGUGAACCAAUACCCCUGGCUUGCUCGGCUGGUUUAUGAUGGCCAGUUCCACUGCGGCGCUUCCCUGCUGACUCGAGAUUACGUGCUCACAGCUGCCCAUUGCGUUCGAAGAUUAAAACGAAACAAGAUUCGCGUCAUCCUGGGCGAUCACGAUCAGUUCCUAACGACAGAGACGGAGGCAAUCCAACGGGCAGUGACGGCCAUCAUCCGGCACAGGAGUUUCGAUCAGAACUCGUACAACCAUGACAUCGCACUGCUGAAGUUGAGAAAGCCAGUGGAAUUGAGUAAAACAAUUAAACCGGUGUGUCUUCCCAAGGAUCGCAGUGAACCUGCUGGAUUAACCGGAACCGUCGUGGGAUGGGGACGCACGUCAGAAGGCGGAACACUGCCUGGAAUCGUUCAGCACGUGGAUGUACCCAUUCUGACGCUGGAUCAGUGCCGAAGUAUGAAGUACCGAGCUUCACGAAUUACAUCAAAUAUGUUAUGUGCCGGCAAGGGAAAGCAAGAUUCCUGCCAAGGUGAUUCUGGUGGACCGUUGCUGGUGCGACAUGGCGAAAAACACGAAAUCGUUGGCAUUGUUUCGUGGGGUGUUGGAUGUGGACGAGCGGGCUAUCCAGGAGUUUACACCAGGGUUGCACGGUAUUUGCCCUGGAUCCGGGCCAACAUGGAUGAUACUUGUUUGUGUACGAAAUAAAACUCGAUCGAAUGGGUUCUUGCGACUACUGCUUCUAAUUUUACUAGAAAUCAUCGAUUGUUGAGAGAGAGAUCAACAAACGCUGAUGUAACAAAUGGUGCGUAUCGAAGGAUGUAAAUAAAUAGAACGAAAUGACGAGGA
Aedes albopictus (Asian tiger mosquito) is the source of this 2502-nucleotide messenger RNA. Its product is annotated as serine proteinase stubble. Lineage: Eukaryota; Metazoa; Arthropoda; Insecta; Diptera; Culicidae. Bases 1384 to 2361 code for a protein of 325 amino acids. The record is from RefSeq and is a predicted model, not a curated record. Gene Ontology annotation, molecular function: serine-type endopeptidase activity. The transcript has 5 exons. Gene Ontology annotation, biological process: proteolysis.